This is a messenger RNA of Linum tenue, 432 nucleotides long. The record is from the annotation of a GenBank genome assembly. Lineage: Eukaryota; Viridiplantae; Streptophyta; Magnoliopsida; Malpighiales; Linaceae.
AUGCAAAUAUUCGGCACCAAAUUCCACAGCACGGGGGACAGAUACUGGAGAAGCAAACGAUAUCAAAAGCUACAAGACGGCGCGACUCGUAACAAGAACGUCCGCAUCGCCAGGCUCGGCGACGACAACAACAAAGGUGGAGGAGGUUAUAAGUUGGUGUGGAAGAUCAAGGUGGUGCCGAAGCUGCGGCUGAGAGUCGUGGCGGCGGCGCCGGUGAAGCUGGCGGCGAGGCUGAAGAACGGCUACAUGGACAUGAUGGUGAGGCUGGCCGGCAGCGUGGGGUAUUUGAAUACCCAGAUGGUGUUUGGGAACAAGAGGGUUCCCAAGGCUAGGCAGGUCUGGAUGUCUUGUAGCGACGAACAGUUUCAGAGAAGGAUCGUGUGCGAGAUGCUCAAGAACAUUUCAGCAGCCCAUGAAUUGAACCCCAUGUAG